Messenger RNA from Porites lobata, 5379 nucleotides. The record is from the annotation of a GenBank genome assembly. Lineage: Eukaryota; Metazoa; Cnidaria; Anthozoa; Scleractinia; Poritidae.
AAGCAACAGGGAUCAUCGCCAUACAUAAUAGAAAUAGGUGCUUCAUCAUAUACAGGGAUGUUUGGUUACUUAACUGCAUUUCAGGAGAUGAUAGAACAGGUACCAAUAUUCUGUAUUAAAGUAGGGUACAUGUUUUUUAGUGCACGUGUUCACUGCGUGUUGUUCUAAAUGAGACGAGGGAUGCUCUUAAAUCACGUAUGGAAGAAUUAAGGUAGUUGUUUGAGGACGGCUCUCUUUUCCGCCAAUCACUUUUAAUAUACCUUUUCUAUAUCUUGUUCAUUUCAGACCACGUGUUGGUACCCCAGAGAACUGUCUCUUACAAAUGUCGUCCGAUGCACGUGCAUAUGUAUGCAUAAUUUAUGAAAAGAAAGAGGAAAAUUCUCUCGAGAAUAUCAUACCACGUGCUCUGAACAAACCUUUUUAGCUUGUAUGUUUUGUUUUCCCCUUUCAGACCACGUGAUGGUGCCCAAGAGAAGCCUAAGAGGACUGUUUCUUUCAAACGUCGUUCUAUGCAUGUGCAUACACUUGCAUAUGUAUACAUCAUUAAUGAAACGACAAAAGAAAAAUUUGCUACAGAAUAUCUGAAUAUCUGGACUGAAUUGGGAGAAUAAAACAUACAAGCUAAAAAGGUCUAUAACACCUUACUUCAUAAUCUGUCCCUUUCUUGUUUCGUACAAAAACGAUGAUAUCGGCAUUAAAACGAUGAAACGAAAAUUUUUUAAUGAUCUGUCUCCGAUGACGAUAAACUAAAGCGAUAGCAAUGGUUAGUACACACAGUCGUCAGACGCUUUUGGGCCUGCUACACCUCUAUAGUACGAUCACCUCCCAGUUACAGGCAGUUUAUAAUCAGAUCAAUUGGUUCCAACGACACUAAACUUCAUACACUCCCAGCUCUAUGAUACGGAAAGCUCAGUCUGCAACGGGGAUGGUUGGCUUUUUUGCAUUAGUGUGUGUAUUGAUAACAUAACUAAUUGUGCGGACUCUGCGAUCAUUGGCAAACGUUUACACGCAAUUUACCAAGGAUGUUUUGGAUUUAUAUUUAGAAUGUUUUGGAAGAUUAUGACGACAUAGUGGUGACGGCUGGUACAGGAGGAACGGCAGCAGACAUUGCUAUUGCUAAUUACUUAACUGGAUCAAAACUCAAGUAAGGCUUCUGACGUCAUAACAGCUAUUAGAGAGCUUAAGCAAUGACGACGGCGACAGCAACGAGAGCGGCAGUUAAGCAAAACAGCAACUUAUUUUCACGCGCGUGACGCUUUUUUUUGUACAUUCUCUUUGCCGUCGUUGGACGACUACAACGUGAAAGUGCCUAAAUUCACGUUUUGUCGAGGAUGGGAACACAAGUUGAAGACAACAACUUUUUUUUCUUUUCCUGAACUUUGAUACAGGCCUUUAGAAUUUAACUCCUGCAAAAACAUUUGCCAACACUUGACGAAGUAAACGAGAUCGAAUAAGCGCGAUAAAGUUUGAAGCAGCGCAAAUUCGCUUUUUAUGUGACGUUUUCGUAGCCGUCGCCGUUGUUGUUGCUUAAGCUCCCUAUUACCCAAUGGUAGGAGGAGGCAGGGUGGCCGAGCGGUUAGGGUGCUAGCUGGAUCUUUUCACGGUAGUCCCGAGUUAAAACUCUCGGCGACGCUUGUAAAUGAUUUGCCAGUAAAUGUGUUACCACCAUGAAGUCAGUUUUUUUUUCAGUAUGUCUGCUGUGCAUCAUAACAGGAUAAUAAUAUGAAACACUUCAUUGCUUUCCCCUACCUAUAUAUUCAUCAGAAAAUUUAAACUCCCGGGGUACAUAGCAACAUUUUAUACGGAGGGUUUCCGCACCGCGAUCCAACCCUUAACCCUUUUAUAUACCAUUUUGGCAGAACAAGGUACACCUUUCGUAUACGUUAAACUUCCAUUGAAAAAUGUUGCCUCUUCCACAUGCUUACUGUCAGUAAAUCUUCACGUCAUUUUAUGUGGCAUUUAAAAAAUUAAACUGAUACAACCGAUAAGGUGUGUUGGCUCGAAAUAUUUCAGUUUAGAGUCCUUUUAAAUACGUAAAUUACAAAUUUCCUUACCCUUUCAUAUACCUCAACUCAAGAAACCCUACCGUUUUCUAUACCCAACGCCAGAAAAAUGUAUUCCUUCGAGCAGAGCCUUCUCGCAAAGGCCAUCUAGAGAGUAUCGCCCCCGGACUUUAAAAACACUGCGGUGGGCAAAGGGUCUACACUGAAAACGCGUAUUUGAACAACCCGCGUCAAUUGAGGCAGCUUCCUUUCUCUUGUUUUUCUUUUCUCGAAUGGUUUUGCAGUGGGCAUUGCAGAAGAGCUUUAAUUUGUUGUACAUGUAGUGCAUGAACUUGAAGCUGCAAUAUACCUUGCCUUGUACGGUGUCUGGUGAACCUUUGGUAUCCAUUAUAUUUGUGGUAACGCUAGAACGGCUUGCCAGUAACUAGUACUGUGUUCCGUUGUGAGGGCUCCUCUCGCUCAAAUGUUCCACAGUUGGCUGUUAUAGGAUUUAAUGGAGCCGAGACCAAUUGUGGAAUCGCACGCAUUUUAGGCAUUCUACUGAUGAACAGAUAUUUUGAGCAACAAACAAUUUCCCGUCUGUCAUCUUUUAAUUGAAGCUAUCAAAUUUGUAAUGCUAAUUGUCUGUACUCUUAUAAAGACGAUUUGCGCGGAACCUUAAAACGAACUUGUUUACUCAUUUCAUCUUCUAGAUGCCAUGCUGUUAAUGUAGCCGACAAUGCAGCGUACUAUUACGAUAUCAUAAAUAAAGACCUCCGAGCUGUGGGGAUUGAUGUUCAAGCAGAGGAGAUUAUCGAUAUCAUUGAUGGAUACAAAGGAAAGGGAUAUGCUGUAUCAACUCAACAUGAACUAGGUGGGUACCAGCAACUGGUGAAGUUGGUGAUCAAAUGAAAGAAACGUUUAUCCAUAGGCGGAAAUCCGCUUGAGCCCUCUUUUAUUAGCAGGGUCAAAUCUUUGCCUUGCUUUUCACGCGACUUUCCCUCCGAUGAAACGUCCGUUCGCCCGCUGCAUGUAAGCAAAUGUGAAAUAUCGCACUUCUCAAGAAAAUUAAGGUAUGGGUCUUCUAUUUAAUUCCUCACAAACAGGGGGGGGAGGGGGUGGUCUAAUCUCUUACGUAUGUAUAAGUUUAAUAACUUUGCAUGAUGAUUGGAGUCACUAAUCGUCACGUGACCUAUUAAGACUAUUUUAAGCACACAAAUCUAUUUGGCAACAUGGCAUCAGUUUUAAUUACUUUCUGGAAGUCACAGUUAUCGUCAUAGUUAUGAGACUAGUCGGUACAUCAUUUCCGUGCCCGGGCCUUUUAAGUUAAUCUUUUAUACAGGGACGAAAUUCGAAAAUCGCUUGAUAAGGAGACUGGGUACUAGUACAAAAUUCCGUUUUUUUACACUUUCAAUAAAUUAUCUAACAAAGCCCGGGAACAGAUGUCUAGUCGUUCCUCUAGGGACAUGUUUGGUUGCAAUUUUUUUAUUGACUGCUUUUAUAAACUGGUGCCAUUUUUAAUUUAAGCUUUCUACGCGCAAAAUAGCCGUUUAAGGUCACGUGACCUAAUUUACAUAUUCUUUUACACGGAAUCGCAUAAACUUUUGAGAGACAUUAUUUUACUCAAUUUUUGUCGCUAAAGGCUUUAGUCCUCAACAUGUAGACCACCCCUCAACUGUUUGAAGGAAAUUGAAACAAUGGGCAUAUAUACCCUUCGUUCUUUUAUAAAUGACGUACAAAAUAAUUCAUCUCAGAGUCCGGAUUGUCCGCUGUCAGAAAUGGGUCAACUGAUGACCUAAGUCCGUGUUUUUGUGAUCCUGUUGUUUACGUCUCCCGUAAACGGUUAUAUUAGGUAGUUAAGCGUAGUAGUCGCGCAAUGAUGGUAAAGAAAUGUUCUAAAAAGUUAGAUCCAUCUGCGGAGUUUGUUUUGCUUUGACGUUCUUUCCUUCUUGAAAAACGUUGAAAUAACAAGGUGAAUGGUAGGUAAUGUUUGUGCUUAGCUGUAGAGCGUUUUCUCUUGAUGCCUGGGACACGAACAUGUUAGAAUAGUCUUUACUAGUUGUUGAAUUUAGCUUCAUUGGAUGAUCUUAUAACAGUAUGUUGGUGUACCAAACCAAUUCUGUGGGAGUUGAACCUUUUUCUUUCGUAAAAACUUUCUUGCGUUCCUAUAAUUUUGCAUACCACCUGGCCACGUGAUGAGUGAAAACGCUCUUUAUCAUUAUUAGAAAAAAAUAUCAGGAAAUUAAGAUAAGUAAACUGGCAAAUAAUGGACGUAACUCAACGUGGUCUUAACGUAACCUGAAUUGUAGUUUUUUUCUAUAAUUUAUUAGUUUGUUUAAUAAUUAUAACGUUUAAUAAAACUUCAGAAAACAUUAUUGAGAUCUCAAGAACAACUGGAGUAUUGGUGGACCCAGUGUACAAUAUAAAGGCAAUAAGAGGAAUGUUAACAGAGAUGAAGAAUAAUCCUGGAAGAUUCAAAGGAAAAAGAAUACUCUACGUCCAUACAGGUACAAGAUUGAUAUACGCCAGUGACAUUGUAACCUAGCGCGCUUUACAAAAGGCCUGCUAAAUAUAAGGUUUGCCAGUUACUCGCAAUUAACCGUUAGCAACGAAACUGAUUUUAGUUGUCCUAAUCACAGAUUUGACGCCAUCAAAUGUUUUCCAAGAAUAAAAAUUUACAACCUCAUCCCCAGGGUCCUGUCCUAACUGUCCCUACGGAGCGGGAGAGUGAGAACCUGGAAACGAGGUUGUAUAAUUCAAAGAUACUAACCGCAGAGAUAAACUUUGAAAACUGGCAAGCUGAACAGUUUCUCGACGACACUCGUUCGAAAUUUAGAAAAUUAAAGUGCCUGUGGCAUGUCAAUUUUAUUUAACUAGUAAGCUGUGUUUGUUCUUGUAUUGUUUUGUAAACUUUAUUACACCUAAAAUGCAUUUGUGGUGGUUAAAUAGCUGAUUUUUAAAAAUGUUUUAUUUACUGAAGGAAAGUUGCAAGUGUUUUUUUUAAUCACUGUAAACGAUAUCUACAUUCCGGUUCUCCAUUAAAGAGAACAGUUGCUAAUGUAUUGUGUACUUGUCAUUACGGCCCUCAGGUCAUGUAAUUUGACCCUACCCCGGUAAUACAGCCACCUCAUUAAUACAGCCAAGUUUUUUGACCCAUUGGUGACCGUAUUAAAGGGGAUUCCACGGCAUCUUCUGUAUUUUACUGUGCUAUUCAAAAGUUCAUUCACUGUUUAUGCGUCAUUCUAUUUUAUUGUUAACGUAAAGGUUUUAUUUUUUAGGUGGGGUAUUUGAUUUGUAUGACGGUAAAAUGGCUUCUCUGAUGACAAGCUUACAGUCCACAGAAAAAACAAAGCAGGUUUUGUAUUGGGGAGACAUCAGUGAUCCUUUGCCGUGUUGA